Drosophila simulans is the source of this 1461-nucleotide messenger RNA. Its product is annotated as repressed by EFG1 protein 1. Lineage: Eukaryota; Metazoa; Arthropoda; Insecta; Diptera; Drosophilidae. Gene Ontology annotation, cellular component: extracellular region. The record is from RefSeq and is a predicted model, not a curated record. Bases 81 to 1013 code for a protein of 310 amino acids. The transcript has 3 exons.
CCAGCCACCAGUCUCUUUAACUUCAUAUACAAAAUAAUUCCUACAAAAUUCUCGAAAUUACUAUGAAUAUAUAAAAUAAAAUGGAGAAUGAAAAGAAAGACCUGACGGCAGUGAAAUGUCCUUUGCAGAAAAUUCAGCACAAUGACGCUACGUUUGUUGGUUGCGAUUCAAGCAAUCGUGAUUUGGAGAAGUGCCGCAGCUGCCUCACUCCCUUCUGCCGUAAACCCAUUAAGAUUUACCAUAAUUCCCGGAAUUAUCUAGCCUGCGAGGUCCAGAGAUCACAGUCUACAAAUUCCAUUAGGUCACUGCCAGUCAAAUUUCCAUCAACACCAAAAAGAUCACUUACCACAGAAAAGGAUAAUGAGUCCCCGUGGUCGCAUGGUAAAAGAUGUUUACAAUGCGCAGCUCCCAAGUGCAAAACAUACUCCAGAAGUUCCAUUCAGUCUAAAAAGCUGAAAAAAGAUAAGAAUUCUGUGUUAAAGGAAUUUGAAAUAUACAAAAUGCCCAACUUCCGACGCAAGCCCAUACAACAAGCCAUACUAAGGGAAACCAAUAAGUAUCGAAGGCUCCACAACGCCAAUCCCCUGAAAAUGGAUGAAAAACUUUGUUCCUAUGCACAGGAUUGGGCAGAUCAUUUGGCUGAUCAGAAUAAACUGGAAACUCGACCUAAUCCUCUUUAUGGCGAGAAUAUAAUGUGUGUCCGGAGAUCCAAAUUCUCCGUGGAUCAAAUACUGAAACUGUGGUACCAAGAAAAGUACAACUUCGAUUAUUUAAAGCCAGGCUUUAAUUUGUACACUGGGCAUUUUACCCAGUUGGUUUGGAAGGAGUCGGAGUUCCUGGGAGUGGGCGUGGCAUGCGAUGUUUCUUCCAUUUGGAUUGUGUGCAAUUACAAUCCGCCUGGAAAUGUGAGCGAUCAUUUCAGGGAAAAUGUCCUGCCUAGAAAAUUCCUUCUACUGAAAUCGGAUUUGGAUGCCGAGGAAACUAGUAAAUCGAAACAUCACAAUCUAAAAUAGAAAAUGGUAAAUAAAACAAACAAAUACUGGACCUAGAUUACGCUUUUAUUAUGCUUAAAAUUUUGAUCAAAAAAACCCAGAGUUAUUGCUUGGGCGGCACAUUAUCCUUGAACAAACCCACAACAUUGCCGGGAGGAUUGUAGUUGCAAACCACCCAGGUUCUAUCCGCUCUAUUGGAAGACAUGUAUGAAUAGGAUUACCAUAUAAGCCACUAGACUCACUUUCUAGCCACACCCGAACCCAUUUCCACCGACGACUUCCAAAUGAGCUGAGUGAAGUGUCCAGCGGUGGGCACAAACUGCGCCUUGUUAAAGUCGUAGCUAUUGAUUUCCCGAUACCACAUUUCCACCGGCAGAUCACCGGUCACAUCCAUUCCACCGGAGAGGAAAAUGUUUUCGCCGUACUUGGGAUUGGGUCUGUGCGCCAUUGUGUUCUGAUCGCGGAGAUG